This is a messenger RNA of Dichomitus squalens LYAD-421 SS1, 1966 nucleotides long. RefSeq names its product auxin efflux carrier. The record is from RefSeq and is a predicted model, not a curated record. The transcript is spliced from 9 exons. The coding region runs from base 49 to 1599 and encodes 516 amino acids. Gene Ontology annotation, biological process: transmembrane transport. Lineage: Eukaryota; Fungi; Basidiomycota; Agaricomycetes; Polyporales; Polyporaceae. Gene Ontology annotation, cellular component: membrane.
GCCCUCUCUCCCAGCUCGACUCGUCAAGAUACCGAGUCUGCUGUCGUCAUGCCGUCCGCCGCUUUCCUAGUUUACUCAGGCAUUAUGCCACUUCUCAAGACAUUCUUUACGAUCAUCGCCGGCUAUGCCGCCGCAAAGAUGGGCAUGUUCCCUCCGGCCGCCUCUCGUGGUACCUCUCAUAUCACCAUGAACAUGGCCCUCCCUGCGCUCAUCUUCGCGAACGUCGUUCCUGCCUUCACGCCCUCGAACAUAUCAGCUUUGGGGCCUUUGUUUUUGAUCGCGUUCACGUAUCAGGCUAUCGGUUUCCUAAGCGGCUUGAUCAUUCGUGAAGUAUGCUACGUUCCCCGCAACUUCUGGCAAGGUGUAAUUGUUAUGACUGGUAUGAGCAACUGGGGAAACCUUCCGACUGCGGUCGUCCUCUCCAUCACGCAACAGGCUCCCUUCAACCCAGCCACCGAUCCCGCUCUGGGCGUUUCUUACGUGUCUAUAUUCAUCGUGUCCUACCACCUCGUGUUCUGGAUGGGCGGUGCGGCCCAUUCCCUAUCAUGGGACUUCCGACCCGGCGUCCCGCAAGGCGAAGCAGCGGAGGUCCGCGUAUCCUGGAAAGAGAAGCCCAUUGGCUCGCUAAUUACGCGCUACAUCCUCCGCCAGGAGCCCCCGAACUCCUUCGCCGCAGCGGCGAUCGAGGCCGACAAGACCAAGGAUAUCGAGGAAUCUUUCUCCGAAAAGGAGAAGAACGCAGGGACCGACGGUGCCAUCCCGGUCUCUGAGCUGCGCCGGUCUGAAGGCAUCGACGACACCGCAGAGUCCGACCCCGACGUCCAGCUCGCGCGCAGGACGUCUCGAAUCUCCACCGCUUCAGUUCCGAUGCCACAUCGCCGACCAUCCCUGUCCGCGGCCGCGGCGCCCUCCGCGAUCCCUUCUGCUCCCCCGCCCUCCCCCGCCCAGUCUGCACGCGACCUCGAGACGCAGAGCAUAGCGCAGCGCAGCGAGACCCUGCACACCCCGACGCUUCCCCAGAAGAUCGUGCGUGUGUUCAGGCCCCUCGGUGCGAUCGUUACCCCCGUCACAUGCACACUCGCCGUGUCGCUGCCCAUCGCGCUCGUCCAGCCGCUCAAGGCGCUGUUCGUCGACGUCUCUGCCACUGGCGGGCCGAGCUUCAAGGGCCCUGACGGCCGUCCCCCGCUGGCGUUCAUGAUCGACACCGCCAACUUCAUGGGCGGGAUCACCGUGCCCCUCGCGCUCGUCCUCCUCGGCGCAAGCUUCGCACGCAUCAAGCUGCCCCGCCCGCUCUCGCGCCUGCCCAUCAUGGCCAUGUUCCUCUCCACCUUCGCGAAGAUGAUCAUGCUCCCCGUGAUCGGCAUCUUCCUCGUUCAGGCGAUGACCGGGGCCGGCUUGGUCCAGAAGGACGAGAAGGCCUUGCGGUUCGUCAUGAUGUUCUUGAGCGGGACGCCGACCGCUGUCAACCAGCUGAUCGUCGCUUCGCUCUACGCGCCGGACGGGAAUGUCGAUAAUCUCUCGGCAUGCUUACUCGUCCAAUACAUCUUCAUGUUCAUCGCUUCUUCGGCUCUUACAGCUGUCGCGCUUCUCCUGCUGUAGCCAACUGACUGCGGCCUAUCCAUGCAUGACGCUCACGGACAUCUUCUACGGCAUCUACUGCAUGUCAUCUAUUCCGGCUUCCUGGGACGACCCUUCCUCCGGUCUUCUCAUGCUUUCCCUCCUACUAAGCCUCGAGAGUCGUACUCUCCUCGGCUGGCACGAUGGUCCACUACUUUGGCUUUAGAUCUCCUUGCACUUAGACACGAUCGGCACUGGGGGCAUCCAUGCCCAUGACCUUCCUCACGCUUACCUCCACGUUGGCAUUCUCGCGCCUUCAUGCUCAUUGUUCUGACUGCACGUCAUUCCUGUAUCAAUUAGACGCACCGCAUGCUCUCGCCCGCCCGCAGCAAUCACAUAGACCAAUCAC